This is a messenger RNA of Zootoca vivipara (common lizard), 6140 nucleotides long. The record is from RefSeq and is a predicted model, not a curated record. NCBI's taxonomy places the organism in Eukaryota, Metazoa, Chordata, Lepidosauria, Squamata, Lacertidae.
ACGUGUGUGUUUGUGCUUAAUUUUCACAUGACCUUGCAAGUGUGGGAGAUAUAUACAGUAUUGCAAGGUAGGCAGGAGCUUAGCCUGACCCUACAGACCACCGCGAAGACGGUUUGUCAAAGCACAAAGCACAAAACAAAAUGUAGAGAGUUCUAUUCGCGCGGCCUGUGGAUUUCGCUUCUACGUUGCCCCUUCGCGGACCUAUCCUGAAGUCAAAGGGGACCCUGUGCGCGGGAUCGCAGCCCUUCGCAGCCUCCUCAGAGGCUCUCAGCAGGUUCUUCCUUUCUUUCUAUGGGAAGUGGCCAGCUGGGCCGGCGGCGCGCGCUCCCCCUGCCUCCUGCUUUGGCGCGCGCGCCUCCCAUCCGAAGGCUCCCUGCUCCCCGAGCGCGUCUCCGUUGCCUCUUUGCUCUAUCUCUCCGACGGGCGGGUUCACUCGGGAGCUCCGGCCUCGCUUGUGUAAAAAAAGGGGCGGGGGGCCGCAGCAACAUGGCGCUCGUGCCGUGCCAGGUGCUGCGCGGCGCCAUCCUCCUCUCCUACUUCUCCAUCCUGUGCAACUACAAGGCCAUCGACAUGCCCGCGCACCAGACCUACGGAGGCAGCUGGAAAUUCCUGACGUUCAUUAAUUUGGUUAUUCAAGCAGUCUUUUUCGGGAUCUGCGUAUUGACAGACCUUUCCAGCCUCCUUACUAAAGGAAAUGACAGCCAAGAGCAAGAAAGACAACUAAGAAAACUCAUUUCCCUCCGUGAUUGGAUGAUGGCUGUCUUAGCUUUCCCUAUUGGAGUUUUUGUCGUAACAAUGUUUUGGAGCAUCUACAUCUAUGACAGAGAACUAGUUUACCCAAAGCUCCUUGAUAAUUUUAUACCACCUUGGCUGAAUCAUGGAAUGAGAGAAAUCUCUUAUUUUUAGCAAGGGGCCAUAUUAACACUUUACGGAGGAACAGAGCCAUCAUUUUGGCAUCAGCUUUUGAGGUAAAUGAAAAAUAAGGGAAUAAUGUUAGCUGACUUGUUUUGUUCAAUAACAGCUAGGGUGAUUGUUCUGAGCACUUUAGGGACUGACCUCAAUAAGUUCAAGUAGUUCACAAUAAACCAUUUUAGGAAUCAUUCAAAAAUGAGUAGUUUGAGGAUUUAAUUUCUACUAUCACUAGUGACAGAUUCAUCUUAUCCUUACAACAACUCUGUAAAGAAGAACAGCAUUAAUUACAUUACAGAUAGGCAACCGAAGCUAAGAGAUAGUAUCUUCCCUAUGACUACUUAUAGUACAAGCCUUAACCAAGUCUUUUCAGAAGUAAGUCCUGUCAAAUUCAAUGGGUCUUACUGCCAGUAAGUAGAAUUAGCAGUAGCAGUUGGUGGUGUGGGGUAGGUAGAUUGGCUCUGCCACUGCAUCCGCACCACACUGAACUCCCUGCCCCUCUUCCUCUCGGUAACUGGCAGUGAUGGGAAACCAGGGGGUUAGCAUCGAGGGCUUCUUAACUUGCAUCCGAGUGCCUUGGCUACUAUGUUACAGUAAUUCUACACACUGAAUAUGAUUUUAUGCCAUGGAUGCCAUUGAAUAUUUUCCUCUCUCUGCCUUCCAUGCAACUUUCUGGCCUGAGGGGCAUGAACCCAACAGUCAUCUUUACUGUUUAUACUCAUGUGGCUCAACUGUUGACAUACCAUCCACCCAUCCAUUAACCUUGAAACUCAAGCCCUUGGUUUGUAUAAUUCUGCCAUCUUCAUGCUUAUUUGCAAUUCAUCAGUUAUUUCUUAUCCUUGCUUUAAUUACAGAUCAAAAACACAGGAAUGUUUUCAUGGAAAGAGCUAAGUAGGGUGAUAGUAUUAAAGAACAAAAUGGCUGGGAGGAACAGGCUGAGCUUUCUUAAUGGUUUUUUUUGAAUAUUUGUCCUUUUGAAAUACGUGAAUUUCCUGGUUAAUUUAAAACAAAUGCAGGUUUGGAGUGCUGUGUUGGCUGAGCUCCAAGAAGCUUUCAAGCUUAUGUGCUGGUCCUAAACAGUUUACUUAGAAACAAAUCCAGCCGAUUUCAAAAUACCGUAACCCAUUUUCAGGAUGUAACCUUACAACCAAACCCCAUCCCCACCUGUAGCUCCACAAGUUUGUUUCUAAAACUAUAGGAAAAUCCCAUAGUUAAAAGUAUAUGUAUGUAUUGCUCUUACUGCUUUGGUGUAAGCUACUGGACCAGCUUCCAAAGCAUCUAGCACAGAAUCAGGUUCUUGGUCAUAUUUGUGCCUGUGUUUGAAAAACCAACUAAUUUUAAGUAAAAUUUAUCUUCAGAACAUGUGAUCAGAAUUUUUGGAAUUCAUUUUGUAGAUUUCUCAACCUCACCCACCCACCCAUCACAGCAUGUUGCUAUGUUGUUUGAUCUAUAAAUUAGGUUAAUUUUUUAAAAAAACAAACCAUAGUAAUUGCAGGGCAGUUUCCAACACAGGAUAUGUUUUCUGGGACUUUGACAGUUAAAUGACAUGAGCUAAGUAAGAAUCUGCCACAGUUGUACUAAAAUUUCUGCUUUAAUUUUCUGAUACUGCACAUUAAGGGGAAAUAGUAACGGUGGUAUAGAAAAGAUAGAUAAAUAACUCUCUGUACACAGAGAUAGAUAGAUAUACAUAUAUUUAGAGACACAGUAUAUAGGGGUUAAAUGAUAAUGUGCUUUUAUAUUGUAUUUUUAUGAUGUGAACUGCCUGAGAUCUACAUAUGAAGGACAAUAUACAAAUUUAAUAAAAAUAAAAUAAUAACAAUGGGACCAUUUCUGAUUAAAUUAACCUCUUUACAUUUUGGCUUUUCUAAAAUAGUUUCCAGUUUAAUUGUUGCUGAGGUGUUGAAUAAGAUUGGUAUGGGUCUAUGUUGUAGUAGUGGAAUUGGAAUAAGCAGGCAAGGAUAACAAAACAACAGGGGGAGGGAAGAAAUGGGAAAUGCUAUAGGUGGUAACUUCUGAACUUGAAUUUCUAAUGAAUUAAUUAGAAUCUCUUAGAAUCAUAGAAUUGCAGAACUCCAAAGAUCAUCUAACCUUAAACACAUAUUUUUCAUAGCAGUGCACUUUUGAAGGUCCGUAUUGAAGUGGUCAAGAAGAGAUGAGUGUGUAUCAUUUCACACUUACUUGCAUUGAGUUGCAUUUCCCAUUUACCCAGUUUGCAUAGAUACCUGUUGAUACCUCGUCUAAAAGGUUAGAUAGAUCAUACGUAUGUCUGCAGAACCCAUGCUGCCUCUACUUCACCAAGACUUGUUUUUCUAUAUGCUUUUAAAUUCUAUCUUUACUAAUGCUUUCCACCAAUUUUCCUAGAACAGAUGUUAAGUUAACCUACCUAUAAUUUCCUGGAUCCCUUUUAUUUAAAAACAAACAAACUGGUGUUACAUUAGCCACUUUCCAGUCCUCUGAUGGCUACAGAUCUUAGGGGUAAGGUACAUAUUUUGGGUAGAAGACCAACAAUUUCAAAUUUGAGUUCUUUGAUAAAUCUUAGAUGGAUGCCAUUUGAACCUGGUGGUUUGCCCAUUUGUCAGUAAGGCAAAAGAGUUAGUCUCUUGUUACCACUAUUUGCCUUAGUUCCUCAGACUCCUUUCCUGAAAUAGUGAAGAGGAGGAGGAGGAGGAGGAGUUUGGAUUUGAUAUCCCGCUUUAUCACUACCCGAAGGAGUCUCAAAGCAGCUAACAUUUCCCUUUUCCCUUCCUCCCCCACAACAAACACUCUGUGAGGUGAGUGGGGCUGAGAGACUUCAGAGAAGUGUGACUAGCUCAAGGUCACCCAGCAGCUGCAUGUGGAGGAGCAGAGGGGCAAACCCGGUUCCCCAGAUUAAGAGUCUACAGCUCUUAACCACUACACCACACUGGCUCUUAAGUUAAGGAACAGGGAUGUACCCUAUCCUUCACUGUGAAGACAGAUGCAAAUAAAUCAUUAGGCUUCUAUUCAGUUUCCUUAUCCUCCUUUAGCACACCAGUUCCUUGUCAUCUGAAGGGCCAACAUUCAUUUUAACUAUCCUUUGCACAUGUAGCAAAUGGCAUAGUGUUACCUUCAGAUUUCUUCCUUGGUAAGCAUUCAAAUCAAUUUACAAAGAUUUUUUUUUUUACCAAAAAAAGCAAUGUUCCCCAUUGCACUUAUUGAAUCCUGCUUAGUAAGCUAAAACCUGCCUAUUUACAAUUAACAAAUGUGGCAAAUAUGACUUAAUCAGACCACAAUAUGUGUGUGUGUGUGUGUGUGUGUGUGUGUGUGUGUGUGUGUGUGUGUAUACAUACAUUUCAUUUACAGUAUUUGUUUAAUUUGCUUCCACAGCAACUGGAUUCCUUCAUUUGCUUUUAGAAUAUUCUUGGUGGUAGUGUUAAGGUUGUUGUUUUUUUAAAUAAAAAACAGCCAAAAACAAACCAACCUAUGAUCAACUUGGUUUAAGUUUGGCAGGCAACAUUUCCUUCAAUUGAAGACAUAUGCAAGAGCUUUGUAGACUUACUGUCCAGUGAUCCCCCCCCCAAAAAAAGCCUUCUGCCUGUAACAGAGUACAAAAAGAAAGAAAAUCAUGUAUGGGCAAUAAUGAAAUCAAGUUACGUUUUUGUAGGUUAGCAGCAAAUCUUUCUUUCUACUUAAGGAAACGAGCAUCAUUUUUGCAAAAAGCAUUGCAUUCAAAUAAUAAAGACUGUUGAGGUAUUGCUAUAGUGGAUGUGGUUGUUGGCAUCCAUCUGUCAAUAGAAGAGCAUGCCUUCAGGGGUGAACUCAAACUGUUGGAGAGUUGCAGUGCCUGCUGUGGCUGUAGAGACCGAUGUGGGAGAGACAUGUUUUGUUGCAACUGGGGUAGAUGUAGGUGUCUGGUUGUGCUGGUGUAGGUGCACCAUGGCGUUUCUUCUUUCUGCGCUCCUCUCAGCGAUCAUUCCUCCUUUGGCCACUGCUGUGGAUCGAUGACCUGACUGAUUGUCUCCAGGCAUUGCGGUUGUCUGCAAGGGAUUCCCACAGGGCAAGUUUAAUAUUGCCCGCCUUCAUGUCAUGUUUGCAGACAUCUUUGUAGCACAGUCUGCCUACCAACUGGCCUGAUGCAUGAUGCCAGCUCCCCAUAGAGCAUGUCCUUGGGGAUCCUGCCAUCCUCCAUUCUGUGGACAUGACCAAGCCAGCAUAGACCUCACUGAGACAGGAGUGUGAACAUGCUGGAAAUGUGGGCUUGGGAGAGCACAUCUUUGUUGAGACUCUGUCCUGCCAUGUGCUCAUGGUAGAUAUUUGAAAGUGACAGUGGGCUGUCUUCAGAGGUCAGGCAGAAUGAAAUUGUGAACAUGAUCUUCUCUACCUCCUGGCUUACUGAGUAGAUCCAUGCACACGGCAAGUCAUUACUUGGUAAAUUGUUGCCUAUAUACACUCAACUGUUGUAUGCCUCAACUGGGAGGCAAACAAGUGGCCACAGCACCUUGCAGAUACCUACUUUUCAUAAGACUUACUUCCACAACUUCUUCAAACAUUAAAUAAUGCUGUUCUCCUGGUGUGAUCUUUGCCUUUCCUUCCUUCUUGAAACAGCUUGCUCCCAUGAAGUAGACUACAAUGAAUGGUGUCAGGUGCUAAUGUUUGCUUCAUUUGCAGUUGGGUAGGUGUGGGCAAUUAUUUUCAUGAAUUGGGAUGUUCACUAUGACAAUUUGUUGAAAACCAUGACCUCAGAAGAUUGCUUGCUCUACAAGAUCGGAGGAACUACUGACUGGUUGGUUCAUGGCAUACCAAUGCUAAAGUCUUAAUACAAAUGUGGGAUGUUCCAUUGUACUCUAACAAACAUUUCCUGUGAACAGGGUGGAUUUGAUUUAAAUCAAACUGAUUUAAAUCACGAUUUAAAUCACGAUUUAAAUCACUAGUCAGUAAGGCUUGAUUUAAAUCAUUUGUUGUUGUUUAGUCGUUUAGUCGUGUCCGACUCUUCGUGACCCCAUGGACCAUAGCACGCCAGGCACUCCUGUCUUCCACUGCCUCCCGCAGUUUGGUCAAACUCAUGUUGGUAGCUUCGAGAACACUGUCCAACCAUCUUGUCCUCUGACGUCCCCUUCUCCUAGUGCCCUCAAUCUUUCCCAACAUCAGGGUCUUUUCCAAGGAUUCUUCUCUUCUCAUGAGGUGGCCAAAGUAUUGGAGCCUCAGCUUCACGAUCUGUCCUUCCAGGGAGCACUCAGGGCUGAUUUCCUUAAGAAUGGAUAGGUUUGAUCUUC